This is a messenger RNA of Rhizophagus irregularis DAOM 181602=DAOM 197198, 1030 nucleotides long. NCBI's taxonomy places the organism in Eukaryota, Fungi, Glomeromycota, Glomeromycetes, Glomerales, Glomeraceae. The record is from RefSeq and is a predicted model, not a curated record.
AUUAAUUUUAUGAUUCCUUACAUUAAAUUUGUUAAUUAUCCAAAAGAUUAUAAUUGGUGGGAAUUAAUUAAACCUCAACCAAGUCCUUUUGUUAAAACAGUAAAUGAAAAUAUUUAUAAAACAUGGAAUGGAGAGGCAUUAAUUAAUUUUAAAUGGAAUACCUAUGGAAAAUAUUACUAUGCAGUAAUUUGGAUUUCAUUUAUGGUUUUACUUAGUUGUUUUACUAUUGCGGCAACAGUUCCUCAACAAUAUAUUGACAAAAAUAUUCAAAAUCAACUUUUUAUUGUUUCAAUAAUAUUUGGAUUUAUUCAUUUGAGUUUUGAAAUUCGUCAAUUUAUUUAUUCACCUAAAAAAUGGAUUCGUGAUUUUUGGAAUAUAUUUGAUUUAAUUUCAUACUUACUUCCAAUAAUCACUUCUUUUAAAUGGCUUCAAACAAAUGAUAUGAACGAUCAUCAUAUAAUUCAAUUACUUUCUUUUUCAUGUCUAUUUUUAGAUAUAAAAUUUUUGUUAUUUUUUAGAGCAUUUGAAUCUUUUGGUAUAUAUUUUGAAAUAAUUAUUAAUGUUGCAAAACAGAUCAUUUAUUUUUUAGUACUCUUAUUUAUUAUUAUAAUAAGUUUUGCACACGCAUUUUAUAUUUUAUUAUUACCAAGAUCUGAUUAUUCAUUUGAUCAAUAUACAAGCAAUAAUGAUCCUAAUAAUCCUUGGAAUAUAGCUCUCACUUUUAAUCAAGUAUUUAAUGAUGGGACUAUGAAUUCAUUUUUUAUUCAAAAACCGGAUGAAAAUACAAAUAUGUUUAUAGAUUUUAGAACUUCACUUUUAGCAAUGUAUAAUUUCCUAACAGGUGAUUCAAGUGCAUUAUCAAAUAAUCAAUCACUUUUGUUGUAUAUCUUAUGAAUUUGUUUAUCGGAUUACUCAAUAUGGCAAUUAAUAAAGAUGAUGAUAGGGUCUCAUAUUUAAAGCAGAAGGCUGAGGUAUUUAUUAAUCUAAUAUAACUAUCAUUCCAUUUUUUAUAAAAGUGUUUUAAAUUUCU